AUAAAUACCUCUCCCUCCCUCAUCUUCUUCCCCACACUCAAAGUAAACAACACAUCAGAUCUCAUCUCUUCAUUCUCAAAAAAAUAAAUAAAUAAAAUCUCGUUCGACCUCGACAGUACAAUAAUGGCGAAAGUUGCAGGACUACUGAACCUUCUCCUUGUGGUUUCCGUCGCUCUAUUCUUCGCAGGCUACGGCGCGGCGCAAGAGGCCUCAGGGGGGAAAACAGAGGUGAGUGACGUGAAGACCAAUGCGGAGGUUCAAAAUCUGGGGAGGAAAGCCGUAAUGGAGUUCAACAAGCGCCUGAACGUGAAGGUGAAUCCUGAGAACAAUGCGAAGAGGCUGGUUUUCACGGAGGUGAUCAAGGCGGAGAAGCAGGUGGUGGCCGGAGAGAAGUACUUCCUCACCAUCAAGGCCACCUCCGAAGACGGCCAGACCAAGACCUACGAGUCCGAGAUGUGGGUCAAGCCCGGUGAUGAGACUGUUCAUGAGAUGCUCAACUUUGCACCCGCCGCCGCCGCAUAAAUUUGUUUUCUGGUCAGUCCGCCGCCGUGGCGUGGCGGCUGGUAUUUUUUUAUGUCAUACAUGCAUGCAUGCGUAGUAGGUAGUGUAUGUAGUAGUCCCCGGCCGGUUAGGGUCCUUCAAUGCCAGCUUCAACAUUUUGUAAUGGCAUUGUUUUUUUUAUAUAUAUCAUUUAAAAACAUAAAUAAAAUAUUAACAUUAUUUUUUGACU
This is a messenger RNA of Ipomoea triloba (trilobed morning glory), 730 nucleotides long. RefSeq names its product cysteine proteinase inhibitor B-like. Lineage: Eukaryota; Viridiplantae; Streptophyta; Magnoliopsida; Solanales; Convolvulaceae. The transcript has a single exon. The record is from RefSeq and is a predicted model, not a curated record. Bases 124 to 522 code for a protein of 132 amino acids. Gene Ontology annotation, molecular function: cysteine-type endopeptidase inhibitor activity.